Esox lucius (northern pike) is the source of this 1919-nucleotide messenger RNA. It is a transcript of the gene nudcd3, whose product is annotated as NudC domain containing 3. NCBI's taxonomy places the organism in Eukaryota, Metazoa, Chordata, Actinopteri, Esociformes, Esocidae. The transcript is spliced from 6 exons. The coding region runs from base 224 to 1342 and encodes 372 amino acids. Gene Ontology annotation, biological process: protein folding. Gene Ontology annotation, cellular component: cytoplasm. The record is from RefSeq and is a predicted model, not a curated record.
CUCAACACCUUCGAAAACAUUGUUUUGACAUAGCUAGGAACAAAUAUUUUAGGGGUAACGCUUUCCUACGGAUAUCUUUUAGUUCGUACCUAGAAAUCAAAAUAGCUAGCCAGCUAUCUUUCUAGCUCAAUUUUAAACUUAACGGACAACAACCAUAUGACAAAGAUACAUUUGUUGAAAUACAAUAGUUUAGUAAAUUACCUAACUGGAAAGUGAAAAUCAAAUGGCUUCGACUGUGGAAAUGACAGAGUUGUAUGACAACGCUCUGCUUGGAAUAUUGCAGCAUGUUGGAAACAUCCAGAAUUUUCUUCAGGUCUACUUUGGCUUUCUGUACCGCAAGACAGACUUUUACCGCCUGCUGUCAAGCCCCAAUGACCGUAUGGGCUUCCCACCAGGGGUGGCCGAGAAAAUGGUCCUCAAGUCUUUCCACCUGUUUGAGCGUGUUGCACAGCAGGACAGAGAGAGACAGCAGAAGGAGUUGCAGCAACGACUCGAGGCCAGAGCAGCGCCCCCUGCAGUGCAGGAACUGGAGGUGCCAGCAGCGCAGUCGUUGGAGCCUAGCAUAGAGAGUACAGAGCCCACUGUGAGAGAGAACUCUGCUUCAGAAUCCGGAGAGCCCAGCGAAGCCUGUAGUUCCACCUCUUCCAGCCAAGCCUCAGCCUCUACUUCACAGCCUCAGAGCAGCGCUGUCACCCAGCCAACAGCACAGGGAGAACAGGCUACGGCAGCCGGCAGUUCAGGCUGUACAGCGUCCGCGCCUGCAGAUGGUCAGGUGGUGUACCAGGCCAGUCCGGAGAGUUACAACGGGGCCGUGAGGGACAACUACAGCUGGUCACAGGACUACACGGACAUCGAGGUUCGCGUCAACGUCCCCAAAACCACCGUCAAGGGCAGACAGGUGCGUGUGAACAUACGGUCGGGCAGUGUGUGUGUGUGUCUCAAGGAGGGAACCGAAGAGAAGGUCUUGAUGGAAGGAGAGCUCACGCACAGAAUCAACACGGAGACCUCGCUGUGGAGCUUGGAGCCUGGACGCUGUGUCGUGAUGUCUCUCAGCAAGUGUGGUGAGGUGUGGUGGAGCGCCGUGUUGAAGGGCGAGGAGGAGAUUGACGUGAACCAGAUCAACAGGGAGCGCUCCAUGGCCACAGUGGAUGAAGAGGAGCACGCUGUGCUGGACAGACUCACGUUCGACUAUCGCCAGAAACUACAGGGCAAGCCGCAGAGCCAUGAGAUGAAGGUCCAUGAAAUGCUGAAGAAAGGUUGGGAUGCUGAAGGCUCUCCCUUUAAAGGACAGGAGUUUGAUCCCUCCAUGUUUGACAUCCCUCCCAGCGCUGUACAGAUGUGAACACAAACAAUCACCAUGUUGUGCAUUGGAGGUGAGAGACGGACAAGAGUGGGCUGUUUUUACAGUGGAGAUGCUUUGUUUUCCCCCCGUUUUUUUUUUUUAAAUACAUUUUUCGCGAUCUUUGAACAUUAGUGACAGAAGCUGUGUGGAAGCUUUGUUUCUGUCUUCUGACUGAUACGACAGAACUGGGCUGUGUUCUUUAGGUUCCAAACGGAACAAAACCCACUGAUCAGGAAUGGCCUGGACUCUUAGAAAACUCAUAUUCCUUUUCUGUUGCAAAACGUUUGUUUCAGGCACUCGUGAAAAUGUUCUGGACUUCCCUGUUUGUGUCUUUCUACCCACCACUAAACAUACCCGACCUGUUGGUAGAUGGAGCUACCCUGAUAGAUCUUUAAUAGGUUUAUCGUGCCCAAAUUCAAAAUGUUCUUAUUGAGGGAGUGGUUGGCAAACUGACCCUAGAUUUGUGUCUAAAUGGGCUUUCCAGGUUCAGAUUUGUUACUUGUGUGUUACUCAUUGAUGCUUUAUUGAUUUGCUCAAGUUGUCCUUGUCAUUUUUCUUUUACUGAGGUGUCUCAUUA